AUGGAGCAAGAGGCAGUCUUCGAUGUUGGUGAAUUCGAUGAGCGCACUGUUUCACUGGACGAAACGCCACGCGACGCAAUACACUACUUGCAGCAGGUUGCUGUUUCACGUGCACGCUGUCCACAGAUUGUUACCGCUAAGUUUGUCCCGCGAAAGAGCGUUUCGUCAUCGAUUUGGCAGAAAUUCGAGUUCAAAGUAGGUGCGCCUUCGGAGUCAUCCGUAAGAAUUGUAAGUUUUAAAGCAGUUAAUUUUUAA
Molecule: messenger RNA, 255 nt
Organism: Gongylonema pulchrum
Lineage: Eukaryota; Metazoa; Nematoda; Chromadorea; Rhabditida; Gongylonematidae
Source: the annotation of a GenBank genome assembly